Molecule: messenger RNA, 1373 nt
Organism: Tricharina praecox
Lineage: Eukaryota; Fungi; Ascomycota; Pezizomycetes; Pezizales; Pyronemataceae
Product: putative cinnamoyl-CoA reductase
Exons: 3
Coding region: 134-1303 (389 amino acids)
Molecular function (GO): oxidoreductase activity, acting on the CH-OH group of donors, NAD or NADP as acceptor
Source: RefSeq, a predicted model, not a curated record
GCUUCUAGCCCCGGAUGCAUGAACCAAGUACAUACGUGAGGGAAUUGCAUAUAUACCUGCGAUUGCCAUCUCCAUCGUGGUCGGGCUUUCAUCCAUAGAAAGCAGAACGAUAAUACACUUAACCAACACAAUAAUGGAGACCGUCACCAAAGCCGUCCGCGACACCGUCGGCGCCCUUACCGGGUCCCAGACCGAUUCGAAGCCGCAACAGCAAAGCGCAGGCGUUGCCAAGUCAAAGAUCACUAAGAACGACUGGAUCCUCCUUACAGGAGCAUCUGGCUUCGUUGCCGGACAUGUUCUGGUUGCCCUUUUGAAGGCCGGUUACAAAGUAAAAUGCACCGUACGUUCAAACGAGAAGGCCACCAAGAUCCGGAGUCUGUACCGGCAAUACGCAUCGGCUCUCGAUUUCGUGAUCGUCAAGGAUAUUGCGGAGACAGGAGCCUUCGACGAAGCGGUCAAGGGAGUCACGGGAGUUAUCCACACUGCAUCACCAUUCGUGAUGGAAAACACCGGCGACAACCGCAAGACACUUCUGGAGCCCGCGAUCCAGGGAACACUCAACAUCCUCAAUUCCAUCAAGACAUACAACCCCGACGUAUCCCGCGUUGUCGUCACCUCCUCUUUCGCCUCUGUGCUCGACCUCUCGAAGGGUGACUGGGUUGGUCACACCUACACCGAGCGCGACUGGAACCCGGUGACCUACGACGAGGCCGCGUUCGCCGACGGUGCAUUUGCCUACUGCGCCUCCAAGUCUCUGGCAGAGAAGGCUGCGUGGAACUUCGUCAAGGACCCGUCGCACGGCAACUUCUCGCUGGCGACCAUCUGCCCACCCAUGGUGUACGGCCCCGUCGACACCGAAACAAUGAGCCUCUCCGCGCUCAACACCAGCACCGCCGACAUCUACCGUCUCAUGAACGGCAGCGAAAAGAAGGUGCCGAACACGCUGUUCUACGCGUGGGUGGACGUGCGCGACGUGGCUAUGGCGCACGUUCGCGCCCUCGAGGCUGCUCCCAAGCCCAACGGCGUGGAGGACCGCUUCCUCACCACCCCGGGAGUGUUCUCGUACAAGGAGAUCUGCGAGAUCAUCGCCAGGCGGUUCCCUCACCUGGUGGAGGCUGGCCUCACCCCCGACCCUAAGGAGGCGGACGAGGUCCCACCCCACUACAACGUUGACGGCUCGAAGUCGGUGCUCGAGCUGCAGCUGGCAUACAAAUCGCUGGAGACCUCUAUGGUCGACACCGUCGAGUCGUUGUUGAAGCUGGAGAAGCAGGAGGGAAAGGCGCAGGCGAACGUGACGGUAUAAUUAUAUGUAAUGGCGUAGAGGUUUUGAGAUAGAGGUAUGAUUACAAACGAGUUCUAAAGACUUAUUUCGG